AUGGCAAAAGUGAAACUUAGGGGGAGAAGAGCACAGAAAAAGCCUGAGUCGAAGGAAACUAAGCUUACUCCAGUAGUCAAUCCAUCGAAUUUGAAAGUCCCGUCAGUAGAUUCGAAAGGUGAGAAGAGUGUUCUGAUGAUGGCGAAAGAAGUAGUAUCUCAGGAAAAAGGGGAAUCGUCCAGAUGUAGAACGGCGAUGGGGAUUGGUGCGCAGGCUUCAACACUCAGUCAGAUUCUUGGCGUUCAAACGUCGAGGAAGCUUUAUUGGUCUGCUGAUAAGGAAGGGGAUUUGCAGAAGGCACCAACUGUCUGGAACAAGUUUGAUCCAAAGCAGAUGAAGAAGAGACCCACCCAGUGUAGACGUUGCAAUAACUAUGGCCAUGGAAGUGAGGAUUGUAUGAAGAAAAUGGAUGUGAAGAUUAGCAAGGCAAGUGAAUCUGAUGUUCAGAAAAAGAAAGAAGCAGAUGUUUAUGAAUGGAGAGUGGUGAAAAGAGGAAAGCAGCAGGAGAAUGCACAGACUACAGGUCAGUACGAUUCAGAGUUGGCCACACAGGAUAAUCAGAUUCCGGGGCCUCUAAGGAGGAGUGAUGGAACUCAUACAAAGAUAUAUCAGAAAGGAAGGGGUAAUCGAGCUGCUGAUUUUCAGGUGUUGUCAGCAUUGGAAGAGGAAACUAUACAGGAUAUUAUCUUGGGAGUUGCAAAUGGAGACAAAGAUGUUGGUCCAUCAGUGAUGGGACAUUAA
Molecule: messenger RNA, 741 nt
Organism: Oldenlandia corymbosa var. corymbosa
Lineage: Eukaryota; Viridiplantae; Streptophyta; Magnoliopsida; Gentianales; Rubiaceae
Source: the annotation of a GenBank genome assembly